Messenger RNA from Xiphophorus couchianus (Monterrey platyfish), 5717 nucleotides. RefSeq names its product exostosin-1b-like. Gene Ontology annotation, molecular function: glycosyltransferase activity. Gene Ontology annotation, cellular component: membrane. Lineage: Eukaryota; Metazoa; Chordata; Actinopteri; Cyprinodontiformes; Poeciliidae. The transcript is spliced from 11 exons. The coding region runs from base 962 to 3193 and encodes 743 amino acids. The record is from RefSeq and is a predicted model, not a curated record.
AGUGGGACGGCCCAGCCGUGUUGAGCUGCCUGGCUCGUCUCGUUCGCCGCACUCCUGUUUGUGAGUGUAUGAGCCACCACUUGAGCACUUUACAUGACUGGAAAAAUUAAGGUAGAUGCUAAUUUACCGGCUUCGAGGUAGAAGACACGUUUCCCAUCCGAGGAAAGAGGUUGUUUUUAUUGCGGAAGGAGACAGAUUUGGUUUUGCUGCCUUUUCUUCCAGCCAGCGGCAGAGAUCUCUGUUACCGAGCGCUUAGCUAACAAGCUAACUGGAACUGUUUUCACAUACAAGCUAGUAUAGUUAGCUUGCUAACAGGCUAGCGAACGUCGGCUUUAGAAAUGUAUUGUCUCGGUUUAUCUGUUGUAAUGUUGGAACCGGCUAUAGAGCCGUUAUAUGAACAAACUGGCGUGAUAUCUCCUAUGAAAUGUUGAAUGUUUUAAAGCUCCUGUCCUAGUUUGGUUUAUAAUCUCCAGUGAAACCUUAAGACUGGAGUGUAGACAAUAGUUAACUGUCUGGGCAACAAGUCUAGCUCACUCUGCUGCUUUAACUCAAUUAUGUACUCGUAUUUCAUAUUGUCGUUAAUAUCCGGAUAAGACAGAAACUAUAGCUCGUGGCAAAAAUAAUCCUUGUGGCUCAGCAAAGGUGGCGUUACACAAAGAAAAGUAGAGUGCGACUUAGGAUGUCCAGAUUUGAGUCCAUUCGGUAGUUUGGGAAAAGCUGUUGUCAUUUUAUCAGCAGCAUCACGACCGAAGAGGUGGAUGGACAUUAAAAAUCGCCCACAUGCGUUGGAUCAGCUCCCGGACUUGUGAAAGGCAACCGAAGCAGGAGGAGGGAGACGAAAGCUCGCAGCCCUUGCAGCCCGGGGGAAGAUGGCGGAGCGCUCCCACAGGAGGUGGUGAGACCCAAACUUCGCAACUUGUCGGAUUCACAGACUCGCACCUUAUUUCCGAUCGCCGGACACAUGCAGGCCAAAAAACGAUACUUAAUCCUGUUCUCCGCCGGCGCCUGUCUCAUUCUGCUGUUGUGUUUCGGGGGUAUACAAGUCCCGCUGUCCGGACAGGGUCCCAGCCGGCGCGAUGACCGCAGCCUCGCGGGUUCUCACCCCGGGGCGCGGUGGCGGCGCCUCCAGGGAUACCUGCAGUCUUUCAGCACCUUUGAGAAGGAUCGGAGCGAUGACCUCGGCGAACACAUAUCUCCUAGGCAAAAGAGGGACACCAACUCAUUCCUGUACACUGGAAAACGAUGCAGAAUGGAGUCCUGCUUUGACUUCUCUCUGUGCGAGAGGAACGGAUUUAAGGUUUAUGUGUAUCCGCAGCAGAAAGGAGAAAAGAUCUCGGAGAGCUAUCAAAACAUUCUGACAUCCAUCGAGGGCUCCAGGUUUUACACGCCAGACCCAGCACAGGCCUGCCUGUUUGUCCUGAGCUUGGACACUUUGGAUCGGGACCAGCUUUCACCUCAGUACGUGCACAACCUGAAGGCGAAAAUCCAAAGCCUUCCUCUCUGGAACGAAGGCAAAAACCACAUAAUCUUCAAUUUAUAUUCCGGCACAUGGCCAGAUUACACAGAAGAUCUCGGCUUUGACAUUGGCUUUGCCAUGCUGGCCAAAGCCAGCAUAAGUACAGAAAACUUCAGGCCUGAAUUUGAUGUUUCUAUCCCCCUGUUUUCGAAGGAGCACCCCAGGACAGGUGGAGAGAGGGGCUAUUUGAGACAUAACACGAUCCCCCCUUACAGGAAGUACGUGCUUGUUUUUAAGGGGAAGAGAUACCUGACUGGAAUAGGGUCAGACACAAGGAAUGCUUUAUACCAUGUGCAUAACUCUCAGGACGUGGUCCUCCUCACCACCUGUAAGCACGGGAAGGACUGGCAGAAGCACAAGGAUGCACGCUGCGAUAAGGACAACACAGAGUACGACAAGUAUGACUACAGAGAGAUGCUGUACAACUCCACGUUCUGUCUGGUUCCUCGGGGUCGCAGGCUGGGCUCCUUUCGUUUCUUAGAGGCUCUGCAGGCAGCUUGUGUGCCAGUGAUGCUCAGCAACGGCUGGGAGCUUCCCUUCUCAGAAAUCAUCGACUGGAACACAGCAGCUGUGAUUGGGGAUGAAAGACUACUGUUGCAGAUCCCUUCGACAGUACGCUCCAUCCACCAGGACAAGAUUCUGUCUCUGAGACAGCAGACGCAGCUCCUGUGGGAGGCUUACUUCAAUUCUGUGGAGAAGAUAGUGUUGACCACGCUGGAGAUCAUCCAGGAUCGCGUUCUGGAGCACAACUCCAGAAGUAGCCUCAUGUGGAGCAGCCUUCCUGGUGGGCUCUUCACUCUGCCUCGCUACUCCACUCACCUGGGGGAUUUCCCCUUCUUCUACGCUACGCUGGGUAUCAAGCCGUACUCGAAGUUUACAGCAAUCAUUCAUGUGGUCACCCCACUGGUCUCCCAGUCCCAGCCAGUGAUGAAGCUGCUUGUAGCCGUUGCCAAAUCCCAGUACUGUGCUCAGGUGAUCGUUCUUUGGAAUUGCGACAAGCCUCUUCCUGCCAAACACCGCUGGCCCGCCACCUUGGUUCCUUUUAUUGUCAUAGAAGGAGAAAGCAAGGUGAUAAGCAGCCGCUUCCUUCCCUACGACACCAUCCCCACAGACGCUGUCCUCAGUCUGGAUGAAGACACUGUGCUGUCCACCACAGAGGUGGACUUUGCCUUCACUGUGUGGCAGAGUUUCCCCGACCGCAUUGUCGGCUACCCGGCCCGCAGUCACUUCUGGGACAGCAGCAAGGAGCGCUGGGGCUACACCUCCAAGUGGACCAACGACUACUCCAUGGUGCUGACCGGGGCCGCCAUCUACCACAAAUAUUACCACUACUUGUACACCACCUACCUUCCAGCCAGCCUGAGGACAAUGGUUGACCAAAUGUCAAACUGCGAAGACAUUCUUAUGAAUUUCCUUGUGUCAUCCGUUACUAAGCUACCGCCCAUUAAGGUCACGCAAAAGAAACAAUACAAGGAAACCAUGAUGGGACAGAGCUCCAGAGCGUCCCGUUGGGCUGACCCGGACCAUUUCGCCCAGCGUCAGACCUGCAUGAACAAGUUUGCCAACUGGUUUGGCACCAUGCCUCUGGUCCACUCCCAGAUGAGGCUGGACCCGGUCCUCUUCAAAGACCAGGUGUCGAUACUGAGGAAGAAAUACAGAGAAAUCGAGAGGCUAUAACCCCCACAGAACCCCCCAGCUCCCUGUGCUCUGCAGACGCAACAGAUGUGGAGACUGAGUGGGGAGGUGGUGGGAGGGGGCGGGGGGUGACUUGAAGAAAAGAGCAGAUGAUCGUUUAGAGUUGGUUCCAGGGAAACAGGAAGUGAAGAAACUGGAACCAACGUGAAGGACGCCACAUUUUUUUUCCCGUCUUCUUUGUUGUCCUUCUCUGUCUCUCCUUUCAGCUGCUGCUGUCUUGUGUUUGUCGUUCAGGCGACUGAACUCAUAACAUCAAUAGCUACCUGAACAGGUAAAUUUGCUCACCUUUGGUCACAGAGUCAGAAAAUUACAGCUUGCUGCAUAAAAGUCCCCAACAUUGACAAACCCAGUGCAAGUGACACUGUGUGUGUUUGUACACUAUGCACAUGUUUGUGAACUUUUUUUGCUGACAGGAUAUUAAUAACUACGGAGAUGACAACACUAUUUCGGAUCGUGUUCAACUAUUUUUUUAUACGGUGUACAAAUGGCCAGCAUGACUCUCUCUUCUUUUUUUCUCCUCUGUUGUCUUAAACAAGGAUGGACAAAGAAAAGUUUGAAAUCCUCUUCAGAGCCCCAGACCAGCUGGUGAUUGUUGAUCUGACAAUGCCUCAGCAUUUAUCAAAAGGUUUUGUGGAUCUGGGAAUAUGACAGAUAGAAGACCGGGUGCAGAUUUUGCGCCUUGAUAGCCCUGCUGUCUUUUUUUUGUGUGUUUGUGUGUGUGUGUGUGUGUGUGUGUGUGUGUCGUCUCUCCGUGAUCUGUUAUUUUCCAUAUUACUGAUAAUGUUUUGCAUUUUCCAGAUUAUCAAAACGGUUUGAUGAAAAUAUAUUUUGCAUUUGCAGUCAAGCAAACAAACAAAUGUCUGUAUGUGCCAUUCUGAACAAUCCCCCUCGCCCAGAGCCAACAUGAACAGCUAGGUAGCCCACAUGUGAAUAGAGAUGCAGAUUAUUUUUUUCCAUUCUUAAUGACUCUGAUAAAAACCUGGAUUGUUUGCUUGAAUACAUGCUAGCCUGAGGGAUGCAGGUGCUUCAUGUGUGUUGCCUUGGUGAAGGGAGGCUCGGCUUGCCAACAUGCCAGAAACUGGUCUAUUAAAACAAAAGCCACUGUGAAAUCUACAGAACUUUUUUUUUUUCCUUGUUUGGGCUUUGGUGAAUGAGGGAAAUUUAUUUGUUAGUCCAAUUUCAUUUGGUCAAAUGGCAGAUAAGGCAGCAGCAAGCACCUGACACAGAGAAGCAUAUCCACCAAAUUUUUGUGAAUAAAUAUGAAAUCUCUCAGUAGCUCUGAUAAAAAUCAAUGAAGAAUGUUUCACGAUCGACCAGCUGCAUUCACAUCAGACCUAAAUCGACCCUCGUUUGUUCCGGAUCUGCUGUCAAAUUGGGUUUUUACACUCGCUGGUUUAUUAUGCUAUCUAACUUAGAAAUACUCAAUUAACAAUCUAGUUCAGUGUUGUUUUUUGUUCUGACCUGUCAUAUCAUGUUAUCUUAAGAUCUUGUGAAGCUGUUUCAUGUCAAAGCCAGUAACUCCUUCCCCCAACUCAUCUUGUGAUGGCUUUCUAAAGAUGAAAGAAAAGAUGGUUUUGGUGAGCUCAUUCUCCCACCUUUAUGUGCCAAUGGAGCAUUUCUUUGUAUUUUUUCAUCUGCAGUGGGGAAUGCCACACGUUCCCUCCUUAAUCACGUACUUUCUGACUGGAAUGCGAGUGAAAACGACGGGAAAGAGUUUUUUUUAGUGCCGGAGCUCCACAGACGGAGAGGGCGCUCGGUGUUGCUCUCCACUUCUGAGAAUGUGUCAUCGGCGUGAAAGCUGAUAAACAAUCCCAGCUGAAUGAACAUCGUGCUGAAACAGAGUUCUGUUUUAGACGUGAACUUGGUGCAAUAUAAGGGAUGACAUUUUUUGUGAUGUUUUUUUUUUUUUUGUUCUUCUUUUUUUGUUGGUUAAUGUUUCAGAGGGGGGGAAGUUAUGUAUUGAUGUGCCUUCAGAGGAAAUACACUUGAGAUUUUUAUUUUCAUCAGCCUUGCACAAAAAAUCCUGACCCUGUUAUUUUAAUGGCAGUUCUUCAAUAUGCUUUUUUUUUUUUAAUCAAACCUUAAUGACACCCCAAAUCAUUCUAACACUAAAACCUCUGAUUUACUGUUAGUUGUUUAUUAAUACCAUUUUCUGUUUUUUACUUUCCUGGGAUGUUUGUCAGUGUCUUGUUACACCCGUCUCCACUUCCUGCCUUGCGUCAGACUGUGGGAUUCCAACCCUCCUCCUCCUCAUAUUCGUCACAGCCGCAGUAAUUUAUGGACGGACAUCUGACAGGAUUCAUCUCUGGACUCGAUGUCCGCCUGCUUCCUUCUCUCUCUCUCUCUCUUCCGAGCCUGGACCCUUUGCUUUUUAUUUUCUUUUGUUUUUCUUCUUUUUUUUUAAGACUGAUGGAAAGAUGGUUAAAGAAAAUCAUGGUUUUGUUAAUUAAUUUUAUAAAAACAGAUUGAAACAAUUUGUCAAAUAAAAAUCUUUGAUAUAAACCAA